AUGGCAAACUUCACCCUCCAAAACAUGACCCCCGGCAACGCCGCCGACUGCUACCUCCCCGGCUGCAACGGCGUCGUCGGCGGCCUCUGCGUCGGCGCGCUGCCCACUGGCGCGAACGUGAACCAGACACUGUGGUGGUGCUGCACGCCGUACGCCGAAACCUGCAGAGGCGGCCAAUCCGCCUGCCCAGGCACAAACUGCAGCAGUGGCACCGCAACCUGGUGCUGCAAUGAGGAGCUGGAGAGCUGUCCCGGCGAGGGCGGGCUCGAGGGCAGCUGUGUGCCAAAGAACUACACCAACCCCGUCCUCGAUGGGCCCGCGUGGGGUCCUAGCGCGAGCUCGAGCGUCAGCGGGAGCGCUAGCUCUAGCUCCACAUCGACCGUUAUGAGCGGCAGCAGCACCAGUACUGCGCCCGCGAGAACGACAGUGACGGAGAGUGCUGCGCCGACGACGAGUAGUACUGCUACGGCUGAGAGCGGUGGUGGGGGCGGGGGGAUAUCGGUGGGGGGAGCGGCGGGGGUGGGCGUUGUGGGCGGGGGGCUGUUUGUGUUGGCGGUUGUGGGGGCGGUGUGGUGGUUCCGGAGACGGAGGGACCAUGGGCACCGUGAGGGGGCGAUGAAUUUGGGGGAGAUGGAUGCGGAGGGUAAGCCGAUUGAGGUUGAGGCGCGGACGCUGCAUGAGAUGGAGGGGGCGGCGAGCAUGAGGAGCGAGAUGGAGGCUGCGGGGAGAGGGAUGGGGGCGGGGAAGGCGGGGAAGGCGGGGAACUGA
This is a messenger RNA of Morchella importuna, 768 nucleotides long. RefSeq lists its product as uncharacterized. The record is from RefSeq and is a predicted model, not a curated record. The transcript has 2 exons. Lineage: Eukaryota; Fungi; Ascomycota; Pezizomycetes; Pezizales; Morchellaceae. Bases 1 to 768 code for a protein of 255 amino acids.